This is a messenger RNA of Pieris brassicae (large cabbage white), 2794 nucleotides long. RefSeq names its product DDB1- and CUL4-associated factor 12 homolog (gene DCAF12). The record is from RefSeq and is a predicted model, not a curated record. Gene Ontology annotation, molecular function: protein binding. Gene Ontology annotation, cellular component: Cul4-RING E3 ubiquitin ligase complex. Bases 279 to 1628 code for a protein of 449 amino acids. Lineage: Eukaryota; Metazoa; Arthropoda; Insecta; Lepidoptera; Pieridae. The transcript is spliced from 7 exons.
UACCUUGAAUCUCGAGUCCAUUGUUUUAGAAAAUCGAUUUCAAAAUGAGAAUUUUAUAGGUCUUAGUUUUGUAUUAAGGUUUAUUAAUAAGUCCUCUCUUCUAAUACAACACGUUUUUUAAAAGUGUUUUUUUAGUUUCGAUGGUGGCUGGCGAAACUGGAUUAUUAUAAUGAAACAUGUCUUACAAUGGCUCCGUAUACAUCGGAACAAAACGAAAGUGUCUUGUAGUUGACCGUGUGUAAACCUUAGAAUAAUUUAGUAUAUUUAAAGCAUUUGCAAUGGCGCAAACAGUAAGACGUCCCAUCGAAGCAAGGUAUCCAUCCUGCUAUAUACCAAGCAGAAUAAAAGAAAGAAGAGCAAAAGCAAGGGCGCUCAGAUUGGAACAACAACGAAAACCUGAAAAGCCUGAAGAUUUUGUUUGCUACUCAGAUAGUGAUAGUGAAGAGGAAACCCCUACUGAGCAACAUAAAACACUUUGCACAUCAUAUAAUUUUGUUGACUAUGUGCGUUCUAGAGAAAUACAAGCUCCAGAGCCUCGAAUGGUGGAUCAGUCAUAUGCUACACGCCACAUGCUCACGCACGACAUGUUGCGUGAGACACCAGUCAACCUUGGCACAGUCAACAAAGUAUUCUGCUCACAGUGGCUCUCCGAUAGACAGAUUGUAUUUGGGACUAAGUGCAAUAAAUUGCUUGUGUACGAUGUACGGUCUCGUUCACUUGACGCCAUUCCAACGCUCCGUCCUCGCACGCCUUGGCCCGGAGCUGAAUAUCAAACUGGGAUACACGCGUUACAAAUAAACCCGUCUAGAACACUGUUAGCUACUGGUGCGCGUAACUCAUGUGAACUAGCGAUCUAUCGUUUACCCACUUUGGAUCCUGUGUGUGUUGGAGAAGCUCAUAAAGACUGGAUCCUUGACAUGUGUUGGUUAGAUGAUGAGUUCUUAGUAACAGGGUCUCGGGAUUCCAAACUUGCAUUGUGGCGGGCACCUGAUACACCAAUUACUCAAGCUACCCCUCAACAUAAUUAUAUAGCACCGCUUGUUACUAGGGAAUGUAAGGCUGGUCAGAAGGUCCGAGCGCUAACCUUCAACCGCCGUUGGCGCGAGAUCGCAGCGCUGACCCUCAACGGGUACAUCCAUGUGUUCAAUGCAGCCACCUUCAGACAAACCCUUUCAAGAAAGUUACCCUCUUGUCAGGACCUCGUUUGUCUUGCCACACAAGAAAGCGGUAUAUAUGCGAUCGGUUGUAAGUCGUACACGUUACUUCUGGAUUGCCGGACUCUACAGUCUGUUAAGAAGAUAACGUCUCGUUACAACGGUUGUGGGAUACGAUCAGCGACAUUCCGUGGAGACCUACUCACUAUUGGUACUGGACUCGGUCUGCUCAUGUUCUACGACCUUAGAGCCGGCAAAUACCUCGAGAGCAAUAUACAUUCUACUAAAACAGUGGCACUAAGGGCUUCCAGAGGCUAUGUGUUCCCGGACGAAGGAGUGGACGGAUACCAACAAGUUAAAUAUGUACCGGCCAUUUACACACAUUGCUAUGACGAUAGUGGUACGAGAAUAUUCACAGCCGGUGGGCCUUUACCUGCCCCUCUUAUAGGGAAUUACGCUGGCAUAUGGCAAUAAAAUAAUAGCAUAAAAAAUGUUGUUGAAUGGGUCUGAUAGUCUGACGUACUAGGCCAAAAUACUAUGUGGCAGGCGGGACUAUCAAAUUAUAUGAACGCUUGGUUCACGGGAAGCAAAAUAUUUUUGGUGGUGGUACAAAUUGCGUGUACCUUUAUUAAAAUUACAUACUCAGCUGGCACAGCAAUGUAAAGUGAAAUUGCAACGAAUAGACACAAAUUUAAUACAUUAUAAGUAAUUAUUCUAAAGAUUACAUAAUUUUUAAAACUUCCUCCCAUGUUGUGUUACAUAACCAAUUUAGACCGCAUCAAAAAUAAUUUGACCAAUAUAUGAGUUACAAUACAUAUAAUUAUUAAAUAUCUGCCUAAAAACAGGAUUUUUCAAAAUUUUCUUCUUGCAAUUACUUACAAUAUAUAAAAUUUGGAGAAUACUUAAUGGAAAUACCCUAAAGUUAAAAUUAUUAAUUACUAAAUGAAGAUAGAGAUUUUAUUAUAUUAAUCAAGUGUUGCAUAGAACCUCUCCAACAAUCAAAUGAGACUCAGUUGUGCAAUAAAAACCUUAUUGAACUUGUGGUAAACAAGUUCAAUCUGUUUUAAAUUAUGCAACUAAAAGGCCAUAUUACCUCAACUUGAUGUUGUAGACUUAGAGAGCUGAAAGUCCAAAAUGUUCUAAUGCAUAUCAACAUAGCCCUUGCAGUAUUUUCUUUAGCUUAUUAACCAUUAAAAACUUUAAUAAGGAUCUUUAAAAAAUACUGCACUGUGUUAAUGCUACUACAGGACAUUUAAUAAUUACACAUUUAGAAAUUAAUGGAAAGUAUGUGAUUUGAAGCAAAAGAUAUAUGUCAAGAGUUUUUAUAAAUCUCUAGCAUAAGGUAUGGAUUUGAGAAGGAUUCUUUUAAGAAGUUAAUAUGUAUCCCUUUACUUCAAAAUUUAAAAAAAAAGUUUGACAUCCAUAGACUGCUAAAACAUGGUUAUCUCUGGAUCAACACAUGUAAGAAAAACAUUCUAUUUCUAGGAGAUUGCCAAAUGUUUUUGUUACUUUAUCUGUGUACAAAAAAAUUUACGCAUUUAAUUUUUAACUAUGCAAUAAUUUAUAGAAUGGAAUAUUGAAUGUGUUGGUGUGUUUUUACAAAUAAUAUUUCUUAAAAAAAUGAUAAGAUUUAAAUAAGA